Messenger RNA from Pollicipes pollicipes, 6727 nucleotides. RefSeq names its product Putative transcription factor capicua (gene cic). Gene Ontology annotation, biological process: regulation of transcription by RNA polymerase II. The record is from RefSeq and is a predicted model, not a curated record. The transcript is spliced from 25 exons. Gene Ontology annotation, molecular function: DNA-binding transcription factor activity, RNA polymerase II-specific; RNA polymerase II transcription regulatory region sequence-specific DNA binding. Lineage: Eukaryota; Metazoa; Arthropoda; Thecostraca; Pollicipedomorpha; Pollicipedidae. Gene Ontology annotation, cellular component: nucleus. The coding region runs from base 248 to 5551 and encodes 1767 amino acids.
GAGGGAGCGGAUGGACUGUGCGAGAGGGCUGUCGUGAAUUUGUGAACAGAAAUUGCGAAGGCUUCUGAAUUCUGACCGGGGCGCCGACUGACCGGGCGCUGACACCAGAGGUCGUCUCAGCUCCCUGAGAGGUCCGCCUGCCGAUGACGCCGGUCGGCGAGGGGGCGCGCCGGGCGGCGCCCCAGUCCACCCCGCCCACCGUUCACGGAACGCUUGAUGCGAGACGUCCGUGCUCCAUCCACCAGUGAUGCCCAAGAAGAGGGCGACCGCCUCGCCCAAGGCGCGUGGCAAGCGUCGCCUGGAGGAGGCGGCGCCGGCGGCCGGCGCCAGCGCGGCCGAGGCGUGCGCCGAGCCGGACAGCAAGCGCGCCGGCAAGCUGGCCAAGGUGAUGGGGCGCGGCGACCCGGUGCCGUCAAUCAGCAAUGGCGGCGGGUCGGGGGCCGCGCCGGUGGCCACCAACGGGGCAGAGACUAAGAACGGCGAUGGGCCGCCCCCGCCGGCGCCGCCACCGCCGCCACCGCCUCCACCUCCGCCGCCGCCGCUGCCAGCGGUGUCGGCGGCGGCGGCUGUUCAGCCGGUCGCCGAGCCGAGCAAGCCCGUGCACGACGUGCGCAAGCUGCCCAAGAAGCGCAAGUUUGACCUGGCCGAGCUGGAGAGCAUGCAGCGCCCGGAGGUGCCGGCAGAGCGGGGCGCCGCGGCGCCGCCAUGGGACCAGGCGGCGGCCAGCGCCUCGCCGCGGCCCGCCUCGCCCGUACCGCCUCCCGUCCCGGCUCCCGUGCUACCGCCGCCGCCGCGGCCGACGGCGUCGGACGCCGCGCCCAGCUCGGCGCCGAUGUCGCUGCCCGCCGGCAGCCCGACAUACGUACUCUUCUCCAAGUGCGGUGAGCCGGCCGGCGGCUUGGGCCGACCGCAACCCUUUGCGCUGCCGGUGGAGGCGGUGGAGCCGGUCGUGUACCGGCCGGUGCAUCGGUACGGCCAGGACCUGCGCGCGGCGCCGCGGCGCGCCGCCGACGAGCCGCAGGCGCCGCUGCUGUCGCCGCGCCACCACGCGCCGCCCGUCGUACCUGUACAGAUCCACAUCCCCGAGCCCAAGUCGGCCGUCGGCGGACACUACGCGCUGUGCGUGGACGCGCCGCGGCCGGCCGCCAAGAUGGCGCACCACGUUCCGGUGCGGGACGCGCGGCUGGACGAGCAGCAGCGGCUGGCCGAGACGCGGCGCAUCCUGGAGAUGUCUCGCGACAUCGACACGCGACCGGCCGAGCUGCUGCACAAGCGGCCGCCGCAGACGGCGCCGCUGCCGUUAGUGAAACCGGACCGGCUGCGUAGCGCCGACGCCAGGCCGGCGCUGCUCAGCCCGCCGCUGGCCGAGCGCCGCGAGGCGCGCCCCGGCGUGGCGCUGGCGGAGUGGCGCGGCCACCGCGUGCUCGCCAAACGCGAGAACUACUACCUUCCUGGUGUCGUGAAGAACGUGCACCGCACCUGCGACGUGUCCGUGCUGUUCGACGGCCACCAGCAGCCGUUCAUCUACUCGAACGUGGUGGAGCCGGGCCGCUGUGACGUCAUCAGCGACGCGGCGCCGCUGACGGGCCAGGUGACGGGCACGACGCGGGUGGCCGUGCGCGUCGACGCCGACAAGAUGUUGUUCGUCGAGGGCGUCGUAACGUCCAUCAACCGGGCGGCGCACCAGUUCCGCGUCAAGUUCUUCUCAUCGGAGGGGCCGGUGGAGCGGUGGUACGCGCGACCGGCGCUGCGCGUCAUCCAGCCGCCCUGGUUCGAGGAGCUGGAGGAGGUGUCGGCCGGCGGCGGGCCCGGCGCGCCGCCGCCGGCAGCGCAGGUCACGCCGCCCGGCACCACGCCCGUCACGCCCAUCUCGGGCCAGUCGGGCUCGACGGCACCGUCGUCCGGCAGCGACGAGCUGCGCCGCGCCGGUUACGUCGAGUACGACAGCGAGGACGACCUCAAGCGGGAGGACAUCAACUUCGGCGCCGAUGGGCUGGCGCCCGGCGGUCGCUCGCUCAGCUUGACGCCUGGCUCGCUGGGCGCCUCGGUCCAGGUGAAGCGCUCCAGCAUGCACUCGCGCGGCAGCACGUCCAGCCUGGCCGAGCACGGCGGCCUGGGCACGCCGCGCUCGCAGACCGCCACACCCAGGUCGAACGCGGCCACGCCGCACAAAUACAACAAGGGUGACGUCGUGUCCACCCCCAACGGCAUCCGCAAGAAGUUCAACGGCAAGCAAUGGCGCCGGCUGUGCAGCAAGGAGGGCUGCAACAAGGAGUCGCAGCGUCGUGGCUACUGCAGCCGCCACCUCAGCAUGAAGGGCAAGGGACUGCGGUCCUCCUCCAGCCUCACCUACCCGGCCGGGGUCAAGCAGGAGGAGUGGGCAGAUGACGGCAGCGGCGAGUCGUUGCCCACCACUUCGCCCAGCUAUUCGUCACUGACAGAUCCGCGCAUGGAAGAGGCGGCCAACUUGCUCGUGUCGCUGGGCAACUCACGCUCGGCGACGCCAGCGUUCUCGGCGUCUAGCCCGCCGUCGCCGGUGCCGCCGUCAGCCGGGCAGCACCACUUCCGUCCGAUCCGGCAGGGCCAGGGCGCGCCGCCGUCCGGCCGCUGGCAGACGAGCCCGCAUCGGCCGCAGCUGCCCGCCCAGUACCGCUCUCAGCUGAUCAGGCCCGAGCUGGUGCGCCCGGACGCGCCCGCCGCCACCGUGAUCCAACAGGCCACCGUGGUCACCAGCGCCCAGGUGCUGCCGCCUGGCGCCAAGGUCAGCUCCGUCAUACAGGAGCCACGGCCACAGCGGUCCAUCCAGGUUAGCAAGGUGCUGGUGCCGCAGCAGGCGGGUCAGCCGGCGGCCGUGGCGCGACCGCAGCAGCCGGCCGUCAUCCUGCAGCAGGCGCUGACGGCGCCGGCCGCCUGCGGGGUCGACCUGAGCACGGCCCGAGCACUGCCGCCGCCGCCGCCGCCACAGCAGCAGCAGCAGCAGCAGCAGCAGCAGCAGCAGCAGCAGCAGCAGCACCAACAGCAGCAGCAACAGCAGCAGCAACAUCAACAAGUGCUGCAGCAGCAGCACCACGAGUUCGCUGUUGAGCGGCCGCCCCAGCAAGUCAACGGCUCGCCGACAAAAAACGGGGCAGCUGAGGGUGCCAGAGACAGGCGCGGCCUCCUAGCGGACGAGGGGGGUCAAGUGUUUGCCUGGCACUCGUUGAUUCCGUACCUGAAGCCGGCGGACGCGCCGGCCGGCGAGGAGGGUCCGCCGGCCGACCGGCAGCCGCCGCCCUCCUCCGGCGGCCACGGCGGCCACGGCAGCAACCACCGCAACGGCCACGGCCACGGCCACGGCCAGCAGAGCGGUGGCGUGUCGGAAGGCCGGGACAACGGCAGCGGGUCGCCGGCGCCACCGGCUGACGGACCGGUCGGAUCGCCCCAGGCCGCAGAGCAUGCGCAGGAGGAGCCGGACGCGGCGGACGUGGACGACGACGAUGACGUGUUCGCCAGCGACGCCGAGCCGAUGACGCCCAUCGAGAAGACGCCGCGCACCGCCAGCCUGGGGUCGGCCAGCCGCGAGGAGGGCAAAGUCUCGGCCAAGACGGGCAAACAGGUGAUACGGCGGCCGAUGAACGCUUUCAUGAUCUUCUCCAAGAGGCACCGGGCACUGGUGCAUCAGUCACACCCGAACCAGGACAACCGCACCGUCAGCAAAAUUCUGGGAGAGUGGUGGUACGCCCUCAAGCUGGAGGAGAAGCAGAAGUACCAGGAUCUGGCUCAUCAGGUGAAGGAGGCGCACUUCAAGGCACAUCCGGAAUGGAAGUGGUGCAGCAAGGACCGUAGGAAGUCUUCCAGCAGCUCUCUGAAGGCCGAGCCGGCCAGCGCCGCCCCCUCGCACACCGGUCCGACGCCGGCGGCGGCGGCAGCGGCGGCGGCGGCGGCGGUAGCAGCGACGGCGGCGGCGGCGGCGGCAGCGGCAGCGGCGGCGACGGCGACGAGGCGCGAGUCAACCGACGACCGGCGCCGGCGCGACUCGACGGUCGAAUCGGACGAGGAGCGCAUGGUGAUCUGCGAGGACACGGCCGACCUGGACCUGCUCUGCAAGGAGAACGUGGCCGACACGGACGAGAGUGACGCCGAGGGGCGGCCGGCCGCGGCUCCGGCCGCCGCCGUGCGGCCCAAGCCGAUCAAGGCGCGCCCGUCGGUCAGCGCCGAGGUGCCGCUCUAUAGUCCGGGGCCGGGCCGCGCCGGCGCCCCCGGCGGCUUCCAACCGACCGGUGGCGCGUUCAAGUCGAUGUCGCCGGGUCCGCGGCCGGUCAGCCCGGGGCCGCGCGAGCCGACGCGGCCGGCCCCGACCCACUACGCCAUCCUGAACACAGUGCCGCGACUGAACCAGGCGGCUGGCGCCGGCGGCGGCGCGCUGCUCACCAACCUGGUGCUCAAGACGGCGUCGGGCGCCGCCGGCGGUGCCGCCGGCCAGGUCAUCCUGGCGUCGCCGCAGGCCGGUCAGCAGGCGAUCCUGACUCCCGGCUCCAAGGGCGCGGGCGGCCAGCCGCUGCAGUACCUGGUCUCAUCGCUGGCCCUGCAGACGCCGGACGGGAAGCUGCAGAACGUGCUGCUCUCAAGCAGCGGGCUCCAGCUCAGCCUGGCAUCGUCCGGUGCGGCCUCCUCCAAGGUGGCCGACAACGGCCAUGUCACGACGCCAGGUGCCAUCUGUCUGGUGACGUCAUCCUCGUUGACGUCACCAGCGGUGACGCCAGGCCGGCCGUCGGACGGCUCGAGCUCCCGCCACUCUCGGGUCUCGGUGGUGGCAGCACUGUCGCGUUCGGCGUCCUCGGAGGCGACGUCCGGAGCGCAGCCGGCGAGCGGCGCUGCGGCGGACGCCGCGCAGCUCACCUCUGACCAGGAGCGGAUGCCGGCGCCGGAGCCGCCCUCCAGCACGGGCGCGCCGCCCGGCGCCGCCGUCGCCGCCGCCAAACGCAGCCCCGACCAGAUGGACAAAGUGCUGGAGCAGGUAAACUUCUCGGAGAAGUUCACCCGUCUGCCGCAGUUCCGGCCGGGCGAGAUACCGUCGCCGUCGGCGCUCAGUCCGCGGGUGGCGCAGACGCAGCGGCGCCGACGUGCCGACGAGAGCGGCUCUGAGGUGGACACGCCCGGUGUGGGUGGCACGCCCCGCGGCACCAACACGCCCCUGUCGGCCAGCCUUCAGGGCGGCCGCUUCUUCGGGCCCGACUUCUGCUCCGAGAAAAUCAAAGAGCUGAGCGAGUCGGGCGAGUUCUCGCCGUCGACGGCGGGCAGGUCGCCGCGUACCCCGCGUACACCCGGCGCCGACAAGUCCGGCUCGCUGCGUCGCAUCCUGGACCAGCGGCGCAGUCUGGUGCUGCAGCUGUUCCAGGAGCAGGGCUUCUACCCGUCCAGUCAAGCCAUUACUACCUUUCAGAAUACCCAUGCAAACUUGUUCCCCAACAAACAGAUGCUGAUCUUGAAGAUACGCGAGGUUCGACAGCGGCUGAUGCAGAACGUGGCGCAGGAGAGCGCCACUUCCCAGUCGGUGGAGACAACCGGUUGACGGCAACACCGCGGUGGCGCCGGCUGCGACCUGCCAACAGUAGCGCCGUCGAUAGCGGAGUGUUUGCCGACGGUGGCGCCGUCUAUAACUGACUGACGGCGCCGUGUGCCUGCCGUGUAGCCAUCGGUGGCGUGGCGCCUCUGGUGGCAAGCACGUUGCGCCACCACGCCCCGGCAGCGGCGUCUGCCGGCCCGGGCAUUGACAAGCGAGUACCUGACGAGCGGGAGAACCGUCCGCGGACCCUGCCGGGCGUUCGCGGGCCCACCAGCGAUGUCACCUGCGCGCGCGCUCUUCACUUCUGCGACGCUUUUCACUAGCGGACUGGGAGCCGUGCGCUGUUUUAGUUUGGUCACUGACGCGUUUGGCACGGCCGGACGUGCGCGGACUCGAGGCGGCCCUGUGUCACAAGACGGCCGGCGGGGCGGCGCCGCCGUGCCCUGGCGACAGCGGGAGCGAGCGGUGGCGCGGUACCGCAGCCUCCCCGCUCGCCAGGCGUCCUCCGGCUGUGGAAAGAGGGCCCAGAGAGGCCCGAUGGUGGCUUGGAAGAAUAGGCGGUGGAUACGGCGGAUACGGCCGGAUGUUCUUUAUAUGGAAAAGGAAAACUUUCUCUAAGCUUUAUCUGUCAAGUGGCAUCUUAGAUGCGUUCUACCGUGGUUGCGACGGCAGCUUUUAUUGGGCACAGUAUUGCGUUGUAAUAUUGUUUUGAAUGUUGCCAUACAAUGCCAACAGCAGGGCGGAGCGGCCGUAGAGGGCCGCCGCCCUGUCCGUGUGUCAUCUCCGUUUUGAAGGGGCCUCGUGACGCGUUACGAGCGAACCGGGACAGGGGGAGCGGGGAGGAUUGCAGUACUGGGACAGGGACGGGGACGUGAACCGGGACGAGACCGGGACUGAGACUGAGACCGAGGCCGGGGAACUGGGACCGGUGGACCGGGAUCGGGACCGGGAUCGGGACCGGGAUCGGGACCGGAGGGAGCGGGGAGGGCGGUGGAACCGCGCGGCAGCCGGCAAUCAGCGGGGCCGCGACUCGUCUAACUUAUGACUAUUUAUCGUGGGAUAAAACCAAACCAAAGCUGAGAUCUUCCUGUGACGGGCGGGCGGCCGUGGGUGGUUGGCCGAGCUGGGCGGCCGGUGCCGGGCAGCGCCCUCUGAUGACCGCGGUGCGCCGGGCCGGGCGGG